Schizophyllum commune H4-8 is the source of this 3245-nucleotide messenger RNA. RefSeq lists its product as uncharacterized. The record is from RefSeq and is a predicted model, not a curated record. The transcript is spliced from 13 exons. The coding region runs from base 125 to 3148 and encodes 1007 amino acids. NCBI's taxonomy places the organism in Eukaryota, Fungi, Basidiomycota, Agaricomycetes, Agaricales, Schizophyllaceae.
CUCUUAUCCUGAUCCAUCAUCGCGGCUGAACAAAGAGUGCAGUAGCCUUGUAAUCAAACUUACCUUCGAGUAAUCGGUCUGACAGUUGGACGCGGACAACAUCGACCUUCUCAUGUGAGCAAUUAUGGGACGAAAGCGUAGUCGCCAACUAUAUGAAGUCGAAUGUAUCACGAGAGCGACAUACAGACGAGCAGCCAAACAGUGGAACUAUGAAGUGAAAUGGAAGGGAUACCCAGACAGCGCGAAUACGCUAGAGACAGAACGGAGUUUCAAGACCUGCGAGGCCCUGCUCGAACGGUUCUGGGUAGAGAUAGGGUCGGACUUACGCCACGAACCAUUCAAGCCGGGCACAAAGGUCUACAAGGACGGAAUCGUAGGCAGGACCGGCAACGGAACGGUCACUCCGAGCCCCCAAUGGAUUGAAGCAGAGCUGCAACGAUUCCGCGAAACGUACGAAAUGCUUCAACCGACUGUUGUGCCGAAGACAUAUCCAAUGACUGAGAUGGCCUCGACAUCGCUUGAUUUGGAGGAUGCGCAAGAGCGAAGCGACCCGCCGCCGCCUCCCACGACAAAGAGACGACGGGUGGACCCUACGGCAUCGUGCAGCUCGAAUAACGACUUCCUGUCGCCUGUGUCUGAGAGACAUCCCGUCGAACAUGCACUCGUAGAACCGCAAUCUAAUCCUUCGUUCCCGUUAAGUGGUUCAAACCAACCGAUGGAUCCUCUUGCGGACCACGACAGAGAAUGGGUCGUCGGGAUGGACUCGGGGACCGAUGAGGACACCGCCGUUCCUUAUGUUGAACGAGCGCCCUCUCAGAUCCCUGCUGACGAUGAUGCGGGCGACGGAAUGGCGCAAGAACAAUCGCUGACUUCGCGCCAAUCCCCUCUCUUCACGCCUGGGCCCGAAGAACGCACGACCAGUCCGCCGGGCACGCGGAGUCCUGUCGGCCGUGUGCACACGCCCAGCGCCCUCGACCGAACAGUGGAGCCCCUUCAGGCGUCGCCGAUUGCUGUCCGUGGUUCGAUACAGUUCCUCCCGCUCGCCGGCACGUAUUCGAGUGUCAAUGGCGCGCGCAACAAGGUCGCGCAGCGAUGCGGACUGUCCAUAAGGCCUGCACGACACAACUCUACGCGAGAGGCUCCUGCUGAGGCGCCGGUCCCCGAAGAAGUCUCAACCAUCUCAGACCGCAACGUCGACGUCCGCGGCAGUUCCUCGAAUAUUCUUGUGGACGAUGCAAGCGCCAGGUUCUCCGACGGUCCUGACAGAGGUGCCCAAGUCAAGGACACAGCGCAAGACUUCGCUGGUACUACGGAUUGGGGAUCGGCGUCGACUUCUGGUUGGUCUGACCAAUCCACGCUUUGGCAACCUGCCCCAAGUACAUCGAGCGCUCAUCCUGGACCUAAAGUGACGCAAGAACAUGCGAUUCUCAUUGGAUCUCUAGACCUACCUUCUCUCGACCCUCUCUCGGUCGGCGGCCACGAUGACAUCGACUGCCAGGGCGAGCUCGCCUACCCGGACGACUUCCAUGAAGGCUCCGAGGGCAAUUCCGUGGCUGGAUUUUCGCCCGCCAUAGGUCCUGGCGCGCUGAAAGGUGGCUGGGAAGUACACCACCAGACGCCCCCCAUCCAGAGCAUUGAGUCGCUGCCUGCGGCACGGCCCAUUCCAAAUGCCCCGAAGACGUCCACCAACGUAUGGCGAGGGUCCCUGAGCAUCAAGGUCGGAAAGUUCGCCAUCGCCCUGGCCGACAUCGUCUGCACCAUCGCCACCUCCGCCCCCGAAUUGAAUUUUGACCUCGCCGACCAGCUCAGCGCGCGUCCGACCCUGCUGCAGCUUGACAAGUUCCAUACCUCAAGCGAGACCAGUCAUUUGUUCGCCCUCGCGGGCCCGGUAGCACAACGGGCUACGAUAUCACCAGCGAGAACAGAGGAGGAGAGCGGUUUGCAACUGUUCACAGAUUUUCUACGCUCGACGUCGCAAGCAGUCGUGCUGCCGUACGUCGGGCAGGAGGGCGAGUGGACCGGUCAUAUCAUCGUCUAUCCAACCAGUCGUAAAGUCGUUGGCACGAGCUUCGGGCCACCCGCGGAUGGAUCUAAGCAUGGGCCCCUGGCUGUCAAGGUCGUGCCGCUAGGAGGCGUUCUGGCGGGGACGCCAAUGGUGCUGUCGACGAAGGGCAAUGUUUCGGGGACAGACGAAAUCAAGCCUCCGCCUCGCGAUAAGCGCUCGUUCGUCGCCUACGCUGCUAACCUCUUGGGUUUCGACAACGAUCUCUUGACUCUACUCCGCAACGCGGGGAAUGGACCUCGAUAUCACUUGGUUGAUGCACCGGCGGUGUUGCAGACUCAUUGUCUUCAGCCGUCUGGCCUCAUCCGUUUCGUCCUUGACUGUUUCGGUGCGGUAGAGACUCGGGCGCAAGCUGCGCGGCUGGUCUUCGUCCCGCGCCACCUACCUUCGCGCCAAGAUCAUCUACCAGCCGGACUUCCCGCGAUGCUGAGGAAGCCCGAAGUGCGCAUUUACGCUUAUGAGGCGUCGACGCGACGGUGCAAAGACGUAGCGCUCCAGGAGAUCUUCAUCAUUGGAGGCAUCUUGACUACCACACCUAUGGCUCUCGUCUGUGACCUUGCGUCCUCCGCCAAGCGAUUGGAACAGGCGGCGGAACAUCCGCUCUGGUCAUCAUACGUCCUGCCCUUCGUCCUCGGCAUGGCGCUCACGUUGUACUACAACGGUAAGGACCCGCUGGUCGUGUACAAGUCUAAUCCGCAGGCUUGCGUGUUUAGGCUCCUUCUGGAGGCCAUCGUCGACAGAAGAUGCCACUUCGUCGCGCCGCCAGCAACACCGCUCAACGCUCCGUUAGGCCUCGCAUUUCCGCAUAGCGCUGAGCAUGUCAUCCAAAUCGCCCUGCAAGACUUCCGAUCCACGUUUGUCGGCAUUUCCAAGGAACACUGGGAGACGAAGGCGAAGGCGCUUCUCGUCCAAGAUGUGAAUUCAUGGCGGACCGAUUCCGAACAUGUGCGUAUCAGGCAUGCUUGUGUCCUCGUACAUCCACGGGAUCCUGCAUUGUCCGACAACGCUCAUACGAAGAUCGAAUGGCUACCACCCUCUGGCGAAUUUGUUUGGGAUGGGUUCUUCGACGACGACGGAACUUUGUAAUGUGCUGCGUAUCUCUUGAUUUUGGAGCUCGACUGUACUUCUACAUUUCUGACAAACACCUGAAUGCACAUAGCGUUUCCCAGCGCCUCAGCGCGUC